Mollisia scopiformis is the source of this 3746-nucleotide messenger RNA. RefSeq names its product 2-oxoglutarate dehydrogenase, E1 component. The transcript is spliced from 2 exons. The record is from RefSeq and is a predicted model, not a curated record. Gene Ontology annotation, cellular component: oxoglutarate dehydrogenase complex; mitochondrion. Gene Ontology annotation, molecular function: oxoglutarate dehydrogenase (succinyl-transferring) activity; thiamine pyrophosphate binding. The coding region runs from base 147 to 3299 and encodes 1050 amino acids. Gene Ontology annotation, biological process: tricarboxylic acid cycle. Lineage: Eukaryota; Fungi; Ascomycota; Leotiomycetes; Helotiales; Mollisiaceae.
GUUUCUUGUUACGCAUCAAAAUAGAAGACUUACUCCGCCCUUCCUUUGCCUCCUUACAACCCCAAUUCCACCCACAUCAGGUGGAAUUAUCUCGACCUCGAGCACGUUGAUCGUUCCUGACUUUCUCCUCUGCAUUGGUUGGCGCAAUGCUUCGAUCCUCCUUACGGCAAAAGAGCUGCCAGCUCUUGAAAGCUGGCUCUUCUGCAAGAGCUCUCUCUACGACUUCACGAUCCUCCCUAUUCACCUCCAACACCUCUACAAAGCACGCCGUAUCAUCGAAACGAUGUCUUUUGACGAGUCUCUCACAAAAACGAUGGUCCUCUGCCACGGCCUCUGCCCCAGAUCCAAACGAUAACUUCCUUUCCGGAAAUACCGCAAACUACGUCGAUGAGAUGUACAUGCAAUGGAAGGAGGAUCCGUCAAGUGUUCACAUAUCAUGGCAGGUCUACUUCAAGAACAUGGAGAGUGGUGAUAUGCCAAUGUCACAAGCUUUCACGCCUCCCCCGAAUUUGGUUCCAACUCCAACAGGAGGUGUCCCAAACUUCAUGCCUGGUCUGGGUAUGGCUGCAGGACAAGGCUCUGAUGUCACAAAUCACUUGAAGGUUCAACUUCUUGUUCGUGCAUAUCAAGCACGAGGUCAUCACAAGGCGAACAUCGACCCCUUGGGCAUUCGCCGCGAGGCUGAAGAAUUUGGUUACAGCAACCCCAAGGAGCUUCGUUUGGAGCACUACCAAUUCACCGAAAAGGACCUCGACACCGAGUAUACUCUGGGGCCUGGUAUUCUUCCACGAUUCAAGAAAGAAGGCAGGGAAAAGAUGACCCUACGAGAUAUUAUUGCCGCAUGCGAGAAGAUCUACUGCGGGUCGUAUGGUACCGAGUACAUUCACAUCCCAGAUCGCGAGCAAUGCGAUUGGCUCCGUGAACGCAUCGAGACCGAACAACCUUUCAAAUACACUGUUGAUGAGAAGCGCCGAAUCUUGGACCGUCUUAUCUGGUCUUCCAGUUUUGAAAGUUUCUUGGCUACCAAAUAUCCUAAUGACAAGCGUUUUGGUCUGGAAGGUUGUGAGACCCUGGUACCAGGAAUGAAGGCUUUGAUCGAUCGGAGUGUCGAUUAUGGUGUGAAGGAUAUCGUCAUUGGAAUGCCCCAUCGUGGUCGUCUCAAUGUCCUCAGUAACGUCGUACGAAAGCCUAAUGAGUCCAUCUUCAGUGAAUUCGGGGGUUCUGCAGCUGCUGAGGAUGAAGGAUCUGGUGAUGUGAAAUAUCAUCUGGGAAUGAACUUUGAGCGCCCUACGCCUUCUGGCAAGCGUGUUCAAUUGUCCUUAGUCGCCAAUCCCUCCCAUUUGGAGGCUGAAGACCCUGUUGUUUUGGGCAAGACUCGAGCCAUCCAACACUACAACAACGACGAGAAGAACCACACCACGGCCAUGGGCGUCCUUCUUCACGGUGAUGCUGCUUUUGCUGCUCAAGGUGUUGUGUACGAAUGUUUGGGUUUCCACUCGUUGCCAGCUUACUCUACUGGCGGUACCAUUCAUUUGGUUGUGAACAAUCAGAUUGGUUUCACUACCGAUCCUCGAUUCGCACGCUCCACUGCCUACUGCACUGACAUUGCCAAGUCUAUCGAUGCCCCAGUAUUCCACGUCAAUGCUGAUGAUGUCGAGGCUGUCAACUUUGUCUGCCAAUUGGCUGCUGAUUGGCGUGCCGAGUUCCAGAAGGAUGUGGUCAUUGAUCUCGUCUGUUACCGCAAACAUGGCCACAACGAGACUGACCAGCCUUCAUUCACCCAACCUUUGAUGUACAAACGUAUCCAGUCUCACGAACCCCAAAUUGAUAUCUACAUAAACCAACUCUUGAAAGACGGCAGCUUCACCAAGGAUGAUAUCGAGGAGCACCGUAAAUGGGUCUGGGGAAUGCUUGAAGAGAGUUUUGCCAAGAGCAAAGAAUAUCAACCAACUUCAAAGGAAUGGACCACUUCCGCCUGGAACGGGUUCAAGUCGCCAAAGGAGUUGGCGACCGAAGUUCUUCCCCACAACCCCACCGGUGUCGACAAGCAAACCCUGGAGCACAUCGGCACAGUAAUCGGCACAGCUCCAGAAGGCUUCAACGUCCACCGUAACUUGAAGAGAAUUCUUUCCAACCGUGUCAAAACUGUCACUGAAGGCAAGAACAUCGAUUGGUCAACUGCUGAAGCUCUUGCUUUUGGUUCCCUUGUCACUGAAGGUCACCACGUCCGUGUCUCUGGCCAGGAUGUCGAGCGUGGUACUUUCUCACAACGUCACGAUGUUUUCCAUGAUCAAGAGAACGAGAAGACAUACACCCCACUUCAACACAUCAGCAAGGACCAAGGUAAAUUCGUCAUCUCCAACUCGUCGCUAUCUGAGUUUGGUGCUCUCGGAUUUGAAUACGGAUACUCUCUCUCAUCGCCAAAUGCUCUCGUCAUGUGGGAAGCCCAAUUCGGUGAUUUCGCCAACAAUGCCCAAUGUAUCAUUGACCAGUUCAUUGCUUCUGGUGAGGUGAAAUGGAUGCAGCGUUCCGGUCUCGUCAUGUCGUUGCCCCAUGGAUAUGAUGGACAAGGCCCAGAGCAUUCCUCGGGACGUAUGGAGAGAUAUUUGCAACUUUGUAAUGAGGAUCCCCGUAUCUUCCCCACUCCUGAGAAGUUGGAUCGUCAACAUCAAGACUGCAACAUGCAGAUUGCUUACAUGACGACCCCGUCCAAUCUGUUCCAUAUCCUGCGCAGACAAAUGAACAGGCAGUUCCGCAAACCUCUCAUCAUUUUCUUCUCCAAGUCACUUCUUCGUCAUCCUCUUGCUCGCUCAUCGAUCGAAGAGUUCACUGGCGACUCACAAUUCCAAUGGAUCCUCCCCGACCCAGAGCACGGCAACACUAUUAAUGAGCCAGAACAGAUCGAACGUGUCAUUCUCUGCACUGGUCAAGUCUAUGCUGCGCUGCAUAAGCACCGUGCCGACCAAGGUAUCAAGGACACCGCCAUCACUCGUAUCGAGCAACUGAACCCCUUCCCUUGGCAACAGUUGAAGGAGAAUCUUGACUCAUACCCCAACGCUAAGACAAUUGUCUGGUGUCAAGAAGAACCUCUCAAUGCUGGAGCUUGGAGUUUCACCCAACCCAGAAUCGAGACUUUGUUGAACGAGACUGAGCACCAUGAUCGUAAGCACGUUAUGUAUGCCGGACGUGACCCAAGCGCCAGUGUAGCAACUGGUCUCAAGGCAAGCCACAUGAAGGAGGAAGCUAAGCUGUUGGAGACUGCUUUCAGCGUUACCCAAGACAAGCUCAAGGGAGAGUAGAUGGUGUUGUAAUGAUAAACGGGCUGAGAUGACUGAGUAGUUGCAUUAGAUGCAUUUGUAUUAUUGUAUAGGAAUGAUGGCUCAGAGUGAGCUGCUCGAUGAGUUUUAAAUGGACUUGCAAGCAAUGAGAGCAUGAUGAAGCGUUUUGAAGAGCUUGCCUGUUCCAAUGUCUCCUGUGUUCAGAGAGGUGCGAACGGCAUUCGAAGGGAUAGAACGUAGUCUGGUUGCUUUUGUUUCGGUUUAAUUUAAAACUAAACCUCCGAGAGUUACGUGUCACCGGGUGCGCUUACGAGGAGUUGAACUUUACACUAGUCGCUCUCGAAAGAUUUGCUUUCGGGUAUCAUCUACGUUUAAAUUUGCUAUAAUUCUGGAGCAAGUUUAGCGUACAGCUUAUUUUAUUUCACGAUAUUUUUAUUUAAUUUAUUUAAUUUAUUAAAUCUCGCCGAG